UGACUUGCACGCAGGAAGUGGAGCGUAGGGAUGGAUCGGCUUCUAGCAGGGGUGUGGCCUGGGCUCUCUGCCCUCCUCUGACUCCAGCAACUCCUGAGGGAUUGGAGCACUCCCUAGCUGAAAAGAGAGGGUCACUGUGGAGGCUCAGGCAGCUGGGCCAAGUCUGCUGUGAGAGCCUGAGGGACACACCCUGCUGCUCAUACAUGUGAAGCUCUACCAGGAGGAAGCUCGGGGCAGGAGCCAGACGAGGCAACAGUUGGCACGAUAUGGAGCGUCGGAGCAAGAUGGAAUUUUUCCAGAAACUGGGCUACAGCCAGGAGGACGUGGUCAGGGUGCUGGGCAAACUGGGUGACAGUGCCUUGGUCAAUGACGUGCUACAAGAGUUGAUCCAGACCGGCAGCCGCCCAAGGGGCCAGGAGGAUCCAGCCAACGGCACCGGGGUAGUGCUGAUGCCCCGGGGAUGCUGUGGGGUCCGAGACUCUGCCCCACAGGGCCUGGGACCAGGCCUAGAAGAGGCUGGCGGAGAUCCAGCCAGCUUCCUGCGGCCCAUAGUGAUCGAUGGCAGCAAUGUGGCUAUGAGCCAUGGAAAUAAAGAAGCCUUCUCUUGCCGGGGAAUUCGUCUGGCUGUGGACUGGUUCAGAGACAGAGGACACACCUACAUCAAGGUUUUUGUCCCAUCUUGGAGGAAAGAGCCAUCAAGGUCUGAUACCCCCAUCAGAGAGCAACACGUGCUGGAGGAGCUGGAACGGCAAGCUGUGUUGGUGUACACCCCAUCCCGCAAGGUGAACGGCAAGCGAGUGGUCUGCUACGAUGACCGCUACAUCGUGAAGGUGGCCUAUGAGAAGGAUGGCAUCAUUGUCUCCAAUGACAACUACCGGGACCUGCAGAACGAAAACCCAGAGUGGAAAUGGUUCAUCGAGCAGAGACUGCUCAUGUUCUCCUUUGUGAAUGACAGAUUCAUGCCUCCUGAUGAUCCCCUGGGCCGCCGUGGACCAACCCUCAGUAAUUUCCUAAGCAAGAAGCCAAGGCCCCCAGAGCCCUCCUGGCAACACUGUCCCUAUGGCAAGAAAUGCACCUACGGGGUCAAGUGCAGAUUCUACCACCCCGAGAGACCGCACCACGGGCAGCUGCCGGUGGCCGACGAACUCCGAGCCAAGACGCGGGCCUGGCCGAGUGGUGGCCCCGAGGAGCCGCGGCCACCGAGCGCCCGAAGCCGUCCCACAGCAGCCCGGCCGCUUCCCCGGGAGCCGGGUGCGCACAACCUCCCGCUGGCCCGGCAGCCCGCGGCCCUGGCAGCCCUGAACAGGAGCUUCGCUCGGCUGACCUUCAGCGACACCGCGGCCAACGGCGUCGUGUCCCGGUCGCGAGGACUGGACUGGAUGCCAACGGGUGGCUCCACGUCCUGGGACUCGCCAUCCCUUCGCGCGGGCGGCGCUGCAACCCCAGGGUCGCCGGGUCUGCGGUGCCUCCGGACUCCGAGCAGCUCGCUUUCUCCCGGUGAUCUCGGGUCCCCAGUCUGCCCACAGGCCCAGACGUCGGACGGACACCGUUCCAGGGACGUGCACAGUGACCUGGCUCCCCAGCGCGGACCACUGGAACACCCGUGGGCCCUCCUGCCCAGCUCUUACCGUUAUUUGAGCCACUCGACCUGGGCAGAGUCGGCUUGGGGCGAGGGCACCUUUAGAGGACCUCUGGGGUCAGCACAGCCCGCCACCAAUGGUGGGGGAACACGCGCUGCGCUCUGCAGCGUCUUCCCAUCUGACCGAGAGGACCCUGUGAUGACCUCGGAUCCUGUGCUCUCAGACAUGGCUCCGCUUACCCUCCUUCAGAGAUCCCAAAAGAAUGGUGCUCCAUUGCGGGAUCCUUAUGGGACAGGUUCAUAACACUGCAAGGGGUGGUGGCCCAGGCUUGACUCACAGCUUGGACAGGUGGGACACAGUUGCUUGUUAAUCUGCAUGCAUCAUUGCGGUUGGACACCGUUUUUUUCAAAGGUAGUCGGUGGGAGACUUCUUUCUCAUCUUCAGUGGUGGAUACCCGUGGGGAUCUUGGGGAUGCUCCCUGAAGGCAGGGCCUGCUGCAUGGACAGGGUGAUGUGUUUGGAAGGCUUUGUCCAGAACACAUCUGUAUCUGGGUCUAAGUAGCAUCCACAAAUGUUUCAGCUGGUCAUCACCGCUAAUCAAGGUGAUCAAGCUGAGUUUGAUAUAAACUCCUGUAAGUGUGUGUGUGUGUGUGUGUGUGUGUGUGUGUGAAAGAUUGAAAAUGGCUGGUAAAUCAAUCUUGACUUUUGUGGUGUCAAAUGAUGUUUAACAUAUGUAUUCAGGUGACACAGGAAGGAAGGUGUUGCUGUCUGGAGCUUUGAAGUUGCCGAUGCUAAUCUCACUCACAGGAGAAUCCAGCCUUCUGAAAAUUUUACUGUGGAGCUGUCCCAGGGCACCUGAUCCUAAGAGUCUUCUCACUGGGUCUUUAUUCUUUUUGUACAUACAUACCAUAUUUCCCAAACAUCACAACACAAGAUUCAGCCUGCCUUUUUUCCCCUUAAAUCAGCCUUUCUUUGUGGUGAUUCUUCAAACUCUUCUAAAUUGGACCUUACAGAGAUGAAAUUCCAAUCUACCCACUAUCCCCUCAAAACCAACAACAAAAAUCAGCUUCCAGGUGGUUUAGCAUCGAAUUGGAUUGGUUUAUUGCAACUUUACUUAGCUGUGUCUUCUGGAUAACUUUGGCUCUGGGUUUUGGGGGAGAAGAGGCUCAUUCAUUUACAAGGGACAAGAAAUGAUACAGUAUUGCUGGGGCCUGGGCCCAGCAUUCCGAGGGACCCCAGCAUCUGUAGCAGCAUCCACACGUCCCAGUUACAGUGGUAGCCUGCCAGGUUCCAACUCAUUUGCUCCUGAGGGACUCAGUAGUUCAUUUGGUCAGAGAAAGAGUCAGAAGAGACCUGCCAAUGGGAUCUGUUUGCCAAAGCCUCCGAGUUCCUGAAGUGUGGUAGGUACAUUUGGGAAACACCCCUUUGUUACCGGCCAUGUUUGUUGGCACAGCAACGGUAUGCCUCAGGGAACAUGCUGUUGUGGUAUUCAUGGUAAACUUGACUCCUUGGUACCAGGACAGCCAUAUGACUUUUCAGAAGUCAACUCUCUUUUAAAACUGCAUUCUUAACCUGGCUUCUUGUAGAUCCGUUCCUCACGCCCUUUUCAAAGCAUACACUGUUCUCAGAGUGUUGUUUCUUAUCUUGAGUCCUCUGUCCUGAAGAGGGUCUGCUCUUUCUAAAUCCUUUGAAUUUUUUCCUUUGUGUGUGUGUGUGUGUAUGUGUUUCCUUUCCACAAGACUGUUAGAACCACUGUUUGAUUCCCCGACCUUGUUUCCUGCUUCGAAUCAAUGCAUUGCAAAUUAACUGUUGGAAAUGUUUAAACUGCUUCCUCUGAAGACAAGUUUGAGUUUUAGUAAGCUGCAAAGCUAUUUUAUUUGGUUCAUUGUGAUUAAGAGAAGUACAAGGGGUGGGGGAGAAGAGAAGAGAUAUGUGUGAGUGUGUAACUGCACAUAUCAGAUGUAAUCACCUUUGGAAAAUUCCAAAGUCUUAGUAUGUCCUUGUGACACACAACUGUGGAUGAGAGACAUAAAUGGACCAUCCCUAGUUGCAUAGCUGUUACCAUGCUCUAAAAAUAAACCACCUUUUCCACACCUGGACUCCACAGUCAAA
Messenger RNA from Grammomys surdaster, 3691 nucleotides. It is a transcript of the gene Zc3h12d, whose product is annotated as zinc finger CCCH-type containing 12D. Gene Ontology annotation, biological process: 3'-UTR-mediated mRNA destabilization; nuclear-transcribed mRNA catabolic process, RNase MRP-dependent. The transcript has 6 exons. Gene Ontology annotation, cellular component: cytoplasmic ribonucleoprotein granule; nucleus. The record is from RefSeq and is a predicted model, not a curated record. Gene Ontology annotation, molecular function: RNA endonuclease activity; mRNA binding; metal ion binding. Bases 267 to 1883 code for a protein of 538 amino acids. Lineage: Eukaryota; Metazoa; Chordata; Mammalia; Rodentia; Muridae.